CUGAGUUGAAGGACCGCUGCUAAGUGAAUCUGAAAAACUUCAAUGCAGUAUUGAAGCAAUAAACUUGGCCUGUUUCUUAUGUACAAUAUCUAAUUAAAUUCCCUAUUUGAGCGAACAGUCUGAGGCAUGUUACCCAAUUGAAGCACUGCAUACUUUGCAUGUGUUUUAUGUAUUUGGUUGUGCUUUAUUAAUUCUCUUUAGGUUUACUUAGAUCCAAAAUAGAGCUCUUUUUAGGUGUUUGUGGAACUGCUGGAUUUGCACUGCAGUUUCUAGACUUGUGACUGCAUUUGAUAUUUUCAGAUGGUAGAAAUUCAUUGUGGAAUAGAUUUCAUGCUCCUUCUAGCAUCCUAAAAUAUAAUUUUGCUUUACUAAUAGCUUUCUUGUCACUUUGUCAUCCAUUUGGGCUAACAGCUUUGCACAUCCAGAACAAUUUUAUGCAUUAGCAUGCCAUCAUAAGCUAAUUCAUCAUGCAUCAAUUCUUUCCACUGUUGAAAUCAGUUAGUGAAAAUUUCAUAUAGUCAUGAGUUGUGAUCUUAUUUCAAAGGCUGGCCAUCACAAUAAUAGAUUACAUAGGAGUCUGAUGAGAGGCUCAUGAGGCAUUACUCAUGAGCUUUUAUGGUGGUUAUUUUUUAAUUUGUAACUGGCAAUUUCUGAUUUUUUUUUUCAAUUGAACUUUGAUCUUUGUUCCCAUCCUACCCAUAUCAAAAAGAUAUUUAUCCGCAUGUCGUUGACACUCUAUUCUGUUUGUGGGAAAGUUCAAGUGUUAAAAUAAAUUGAUGAGAUUUGAUGCCAUUGGAUCCAAACAAUCUUGUUUUUUGAACACAGAGAUAAAGAAGCCAUCUCAAUUGCUGCAAAUACUAGGCCUUGUCCUCCAGCCCUGGGGGAAUAGAUUUUGCAUCUAAUUGCAUCAAUCACUUCUAUAUUCACAAUUGAAUUGCAUCGGUGUGUUCUGAAAUUGGCUUCCAACCUUUGACACUGUUAGUGUACAGGCCAUAAUGGCCGUUACGACCUUUUCUUUUCUUCUUCUUUUUCUUCUUCUUCUUCUUUUAUUUUUUAUUUUUUAUUUUUAAGAAACUGUCAUGGCUCUGUAACAGGCUGUUAUGGGCCAUUUUCUGUAAUGGUCAGCCCUAUAACGCACAGUACACAUCGUUACCGUUACACAACUGUUUUGGGAUACCUUGGGGUACAUGAUUGUUUUUGCUUUAUCACUAAUUAUGCUACAGGAUUUUUAUGCUACUUAAAAUACAUUACAUUUUCUAGUUUGUUUGUUGGUCCAAUUUAAGAUCUUAACUUCUGAUUCACUUUGGAAUGAAAUAUUGCAUGAACUAGUCUUAUUUCUCUAAUGUCUCCCAGAUAGCUUGGGCUUCCUAGAUGACAAUUUCCUUGGUGAGAGAAAAUAUGGUGUAGCUGAGAAGAAUCAACCAUUUCAAAUGGACUAUGAUUCUUCUAAUUCCUUAAGAGUUGCAAAUCAUGAAAUGUAUGACUAUGGUUUUGAAGAUCCCUGUAUGGCAAACCGAAGGGACAGAGAAAAAACAUGGAACGAUUUUGAUAUGUCAGAAUCGCCCGCUCCAUAUCUUGAUCCUUUAACUUCAAGAAAAGACUAUAACUACAUAGCUCUUGAUGAGGAAAGGUAUCCUCCUGUAGUUCAUAGGAAUUGGGAUUUUAGGUGCACAGCUAAACAAUCGUCUUGGCCUUUCUUGGCAACAGAAGAUGCAAUGGAUACCAUGAGUUUGUUGAGUGAAGAGUCAUGCUCAUCAAGUGCAGUGAGGGGUGGACCGACAAAGAAAUCCGCAUCAAAAUUGAUGAAGCUAAAAACAGGCAGUAAAAGUCAUGGCAGUGACCUUCCGAAGAUCUUGGAAAAGAAUGUGAACAAUCUCAACAAAAAAGAGAUGUGUGCAAAUUUGGGUGAGGUUUGUCAAGAAAAGAAUCUAAAAGGGGUAGGAAACUAUAAGAAUGUGCCGAAUUUUUCAAGCCCUAGAACGGGUCAUUUCUUGAAAGAGUUCCCAGCCAUCCAGAAAAUUUCAGAACCACGUCACAGUUUCUUAGUUGAUGAAGGGUACACUUCAGUUCAUGAGGAGUUGGAUAUGUGCCCUUUUCACAGAACUUGCAUGGAGUUGAACACCACAUCCUUGAACUGCAAUGUUAGAACUGAAGAUGAUCUUUUCUGUCCAUUUUCUAUUACCAAAUCAUAUCCCAACCCAGAAUCAUCUCGUAAGAGAUCUAAAUUCGAUGCUCUGGGCAACCAUGCCCCUUCUGCCUGCUACUUUUCUGAAAAAGAUGUAGCGCAACAACCAGUUCAGCCUGCACAUUCCUAUGAUUCCCACAUUUCCUCGAGCAUUAGAUCCAGGUUGAUGAAGCCAGAUAUUCAACUGGCGUCCAGAACAGAAGGCCAUCCCCCACAUUCAUCUUGUGUCUUGGAUCUUCAAAAAGGUGAUGAGGUUCCUGAUGUAUCCAGGAGGUAUAAUGUCAGAAAAGACGAAGAUGAAUUAGGAUUUAGGCCAACUGGUUUCAGAGAAGCUUUGAAGGAACUGCCGAAAGGAGUGUCCAUUGAAAAUAGUGACUUGUCCUCAGGAAAUGGAAAUACUGCAGAUGUUGCAGAUUUUAAGGAUAGCUGCAGUGAGCUUGAAGAAGCAAAAGAUGAAAAUCCAGAACCUAUUGAGAGUCCGAAAGCAAGAAAUUCUCCUGAACAUGGUGAAGAGAUUCCAUUGGCUACAAAGGAAAGGCCUGGGAAGCUUGAGGGCUGUAUCAAUGCUAAACAAUAUAACAAUGAUGCUGAUGUUCCUGUAUUAUUGCAAAGUGGCAAUGAAGAGAAAGAACCUUCUAGAGCUGUUAACACUAAAAUUGGGAGCGAAGGGCAUGCCAGUGGUGACCCAUCUUACCAGGUGAUGCUCGAAAGCUAUGUUCUUCAGCUUCUUUGUGUGCAAAAGUUACUGAAGGAAGCAUCAGAACCUAAUAAUGUGAAGAAGGUAUGAUGCUUGCUAUGUUCUAUCAGGCGAAUGUUUUGAACAUUGGAGGAAGAUCACAGUAAUAUGUGGUUUUAUUUCAUAUAUUGAAUGAACUUUGUCAGCAUCUCUUCUAUGCAA
Magnolia sinica is the source of this 3083-nucleotide messenger RNA. RefSeq lists its product as uncharacterized. The coding region runs from base 1431 to 2972 and encodes 513 amino acids. The transcript has 8 exons. The record is from RefSeq and is a predicted model, not a curated record. NCBI's taxonomy places the organism in Eukaryota, Viridiplantae, Streptophyta, Magnoliopsida, Magnoliales, Magnoliaceae.